AUGGAACAGCAAGCAUGUCCGGCGCCAUUCGGCGAGCCCAGAACAGAACCGCCUCCCAACCAAACCGCCCCGCUUUGUUCUGAAGUCUCCUCUCGAAGCGGGGGCCAGGACCGCGACGAGAGCUCGCCGCGAGCAUCCAGCUCGCCGCCGGGCCCGGGCCGCGGCUGCGGGCAACGGCCGCAGCCGGAGGAGCUCAGGGAGCAGCUUUGGCGCCUGAACCGCAUUGCGGCUGCGUCUGGUCCGGAAAGCAACCGCGAGACGAACUACGGCAGCCUGGGCCACCCAGAGGCCUGCCGCACACCAUGCAUCAACUUCGCCCGCGAUGGAAAGUGCGCCUUCGGGGCUACGUGUGCCAGAUGUCACCUGUGCGUGCCUUCUUCGAGGAAGAAGCUGGGCCCUGGGAAGCGGAAGAGACUGCUUGAGAUGCAGCGCGAAUACGUGCUGCAGCUGCUGUCCGAGACGCUGGAAGCCAAGCUGCUGAACCAAGGGCGCCUAAACCAGGCCACAGAAUUCCUGGCCGUUCUUCAGAAGGAAGCCGCAGGGCCAGAGUUGCUGCGCUGCCUCAUGGACGAGCAGGAAGUCGCGGACUACAUCAUCGCCAUGACGAGGAUGUCCGUCACAUACCUGCUCUCGUUCGUGCGCUUGAACACGGAAGAGCAACGCUUCGCUUGGAAGCAGCUCCGCAUGAGGUUGACCACGGAUGCGGCCAUCGGCCCUAUGUGA
This is a messenger RNA of Symbiodinium necroappetens, 723 nucleotides long. The record is from the annotation of a GenBank genome assembly. Lineage: Eukaryota; Dinophyceae; Suessiales; Symbiodiniaceae.